CUGGUGCAACACGGUAGGAGAGUUGCGGUUUCUUUGGCGGGAGCGUACGCUUCGGUUCUGUGCCCUUUUUGGAGCCGAACGUAAUGGACCGGCGAGGCCAAAUCGACUUUGCUGCAAUGCAGCAGCAGCAGCAGGGCGCAGCGGCAAGGGACCAGGGCCCGUUUCGCCAGGGUUUGGCCACCUCUGGCACGGCCUCGCUCAGCUCUCCCCCAAAUACCCACGAGCCCACCGCUGCGUGCGAACCCCCUCCAAGUGGCCAAUCCAAGGAACAUGAGUACGGCUCACGCUUCGCCUCAGGCUUCCUGCGCUACCUGGAAAGUGGUGAUCUUGCGGACGUGGUUGUGGUUGUGGAAUCGGAGGGACCGGAGCAGCCGCAGCACACGGGGGCCGGAGCUACCACCUCGGGCUCCUCCCCCUCAGUCCAGGCAUGGGAGCACCAGGCCGCAUGCACCGGAGAGUACCGACUGCACGGACUGCUGCUGGCCCACCACAGCGCCUUCUUCGCGGCCGCUCUGGGCCAGGACCAUUUCGCCGACUCGGCCGCGCGCCGCAUCCGGCUGUCCCUGGACGCUGCAGUUGCGCCGCACUGGCCGGCGCUGGUGCGCUACUUCUACACCGACACAGUGGCUCUGAGCGACACGUGCGCGCUGCCGCUGCUGGCCCUGGCCCGUCAGCUGCUGGUGCCGGCUCUGGACGCCGCCUGCGCCGACUACGUGCGGCGGCGGCUGUGCGGCGGCAACUGCCUGGAGCACCUGCGCGCAGCGGUGCGGUUCGCGCUGCACGACCUGCACGCAGAGUGUGUGGCGCUGGCGGCGCAGGCCUUCCCCCUGCUGUACGCCUCUCCGGACCUGUGCGGCCUGCCGCCCGCCAGCCUGCUGGAGCUGCUCACGGCGCCGGGGCUGCAGGUGCACUGCGAGCUGCAGGUGGUGGAGGCGGUGGUCCGCUACCUGGCCAGCACGCACGUGGAGCCGGAGGCCGCCCGGGCGCUGUGCGCGCAGAUCCGCUUUCCCUAUCUGGACAAUGCCACCAUUACCCGGUUGGCUGUAGCAGCCGACCCCGGCAUAGGCGCAGUAGCAGCAGCUGCAGCCUCGGGGGCGGCCCCUGCUCCUGCAACCUCACCUCCAGCCUCGGCGGCGGCAGAGGCAGCAGCUGCCGGUGAUGCACAGGGCACAGGUGCAGCUGCUGCCUCGCCCUCCACCUCUGCCGCCGGCGCAGGUGCAGGUGCAGGCAGCAGCAGCAGCAGCAGCAGUAGCAGCCCGGUCCGCGCUCCAGCCACUGCUAGCGGCGGCGUGGCCGGCGGAGCUGACCAGGCACCUGAGGAGGCGCUGCCCAGCCCGCCCGCCGGUGCAGCUGGCACCCGACGGCCCGGCGGGAGUGCGGGAUCCCCGGCCGCACUGCAAGACGGCAGCAGCGGCGGCGCUGGUCCCAGGGACGGCGUCAACGGUGAUGCUGACGACCCAGACGAGGGGCUCUUGUCGCCCAGUGCCGAAACCUCGGCCGCCUCCUCGCCAGCCGUCAGCGGCGGCGGGGCAGGGCCGGCCGGGCAGGCCGCGGCGGAGGGGCACGCAGCGGCAGCUGCUGACGGUUUCGCCAGUGCCGCCGCCGCUGGCAUCGCCGCACACACUGCGGGAGUGCCGGUGACGGUGUCGGUGCCGGUGGCGGCGCUGGUGCCGCGGGAUCUGGCACUGGAGGGGGCGCUGGCGCGGCUGGCGGCCAUGGAGUUCGCGGGCAAGAUACCAGGCGGCUUCCAACCGCACCCGCACCACCCCCUGGAUGGCAACGCGUCCCCGGGGGCCCUCGCGCUCACAGCGACCAGCGCUUCACACCCGCUACCCCUCAGCAACGCCUCACCGGCAGCAGCAGCGGCGGCGGCAGCAGCAGCAGCCAGCCCCGGCCGCCGGCCCCUGGCCUUCUUCCGGUCUGUGGGCGGCGGCGCCGGGUCCGGGCCACAGGCGCACGCCCUCGCGCUCGGCCCCAACGUGUCAGGCGGCGGCGCCGCGGGCAGCCCGGCCGCCCCCAGCUCCCACCCACACCCACACCAGGCCCCCCCGCACACGCAGCACCAGCACCAGCACCAGCAGUCCGGCGCGGUUCCGUUCGCUGGCGCCGCCGGCGCCGUAGCGGGGGCGGGAGGGGGCUGCGACCCGGCGGCGGCGUACGCGGCGUGCUGCCUGCCGCCGCCGCGGCCCAGCUACUGCUGCGCGCUGGCGCACGGGCUGCCCGGCGGCACGGCCUGGGUGGACGUGGCGCUGGAGGCGCUGUGGGAGCACCUGGUGCCGUUCAUGGCGGUGCAGGUAUCGGGCUGCGGCGAGGGCUCGCCGGCGCAUGUGCUCAGUGCGGACCCGGACUGCUUCUUUGAGACCAACGACAGCGCGGAGAGCCUGCCGUGGAUAGAGGUGGUCCUGCCCCGCAACGUCCAUGUGCUGCAGCUGAACCGGUACUCCUUCAUGCACGGCCACCGCCGCGCCGGCUACUAUCGCGCACGCAACUUCAAAACCCAGAUCGCGGCGCGACCCGCCGUGGAACCGCCGCCGCUGGGCGCGCUGCAGCAGCAGCCGCAGUCCAUGCCGCUCACAUCAGCGCAGCAACAGGGCCAGGGUGGACAAGUGGCGCCGCCGUCGGCGCAGCACGGGGCCCCUGCCGCAGGCGCCGCCGGGGCGGCGGUCCGCGCCGCCACCGGACCGACCAGCGGCAGCAGCAGCAGCAGUAGCAGCAGUGACGCGGCGGUGGCACGCGGCUACGUGGAUUUGCCCACUCGCAUGACCGAGCAGUUUGACGUAUCGGUGCUAGGGGGCGGCGCCGGCGGCGCGGGGUGUGGCGGCGGGCUGGGCCCGUGGCGCUGCCUGCGGCUUCAGGCCACGGGGGCUCAGGAGGACGGCGUACACAGGCUGUGUGUGCGCGCGCUGAGGAUGUACGGCACCGCCCGUGUCGACCUCAUGCAGCAGGCGGGCGGCUUCACGGUGCAGCCGGCCUGGGUGCUCAACGCGCGCGUGGAACCCCACCCGUACCCGCACACGCACACGCAUUACCCGGGCGGCGCAGGCGGAGGCUACGGCGGCGGCGCGCCCGGGGGGGCUGGAGGCGGGGGCGGAGCGGCGGGGGGAGGGUACGGCGUGCCGCAGCACCACCACCCGCAGAACGGCGGCGGGCUGCUGCACGCCUACCACAGCUGGAACGGGUAAGCGGCUGCAGCGCCGGCGCUGGUGAUGCAGAGGAAUGCUGGGGAGCUGAUGAGUGCUGGUGACGCGGCAGGUGGCAGCGGGCCAGCGGCAUUUGGUGCUGGCGGUUUGCAGGAUGGGCAAGAGUAGGACGCCGGCCCGGGGUGUACAAAUACCGUAGGUGCCAGCAACGCUUACAGCAUGCGUAGCAUGCCGGCAAUGUACUGUGUACAGGUGUAGUUGUACUCAUAUAUGAGUUUUGAGUUAGGCUCCUACAUGCUUGACAGCGUAGGUGCAAGAGUGUGCCUGACUCAGCCCCGUGUGGGUCGAAACUCCCAGCCUUCCUUUAUGAGCGGCGUUCGCGGAUGUUAAGUUCAUUAUCCAGAUCCCAAGAAAUAUGUUGCCGUGACGAACUGGGCACGAACGGAUAUCUCAAUUAUGCGAUCCGGGAUCCAGAACCGAGAACCCACGGAACUUGACUGACGUGCUGGUGUCAAGACUGUUAACUGCAGGCGGCAAUAUCCUAAGUGUAAAGUGCAAACUGG
Molecule: messenger RNA, 3703 nt
Organism: Chlamydomonas reinhardtii
Lineage: Eukaryota; Viridiplantae; Chlorophyta; Chlorophyceae; Chlamydomonadales; Chlamydomonadaceae
Exons: 11
Coding region: 84-3182 (1032 amino acids)
Molecular function (GO): protein binding
Source: RefSeq, a predicted model, not a curated record